AUGGACAAAGGAAAUGGUUCUGCCUUUACUGAAUUCACUUCAGGGGUGACAGACAAUCCCAAAAUGCAGCUUGUUCUUUUUACAGUCUUCCUUUUUAUUUAUAUCAUCACUGUAUUAGGGAAUGUGGGGAUGAUCUCUGCUGAUUUGCAUAAAACCCCACUUCACAAACCCAUGUAUUACUUCCUGGGCAACCUCUCCUUUGUUGAUCUCUGCUGCGCUUCAACCAUUGCUCCUAAAAUGCUGAUUGACUUAUUAAAUGAAAGUAAAAGGAUUUCUUACAAUGGCUGUGUUACGCAGCUCUUUGCAUUUGACAUCCUUGCAGAUGCAGAAUGCCUUCUGUUGGCUGUGAUGGCCUAUGACAGAUAUGUGGCCAUCUGCAAUCCACUCCUCUAUCCAACUGUAAUGUCCAAAAAGGCCUGCCAGCAAAUGAUCUCAAUUGUGUACAUUACAGUCCUGCUAGAUUCAAUGAUACAAACUUCCUGUACAUUCCAACUAUCUUUUUGUAGCUCCAAUGUUAUCAAUCACUUCUUCUGUGAUGAGCCUCCACUUCUAACGCUCUCCUGUUCCGACACAUACAUUACUGAGAUUGUGCUAUUACUAUUUGGCUUCGGUGAAGCAGGCAGCGUUGGAAUGAUUCUUGUAUCAUAUGUUUACAUUUUGACUACUAUCUUGAGAAUGCGCUCCGCUGAAGGUAGGCAUAAAGCAUUUUCCACUUGUGCUUCCCACUUGACAACUGUUGGGAUAUAUCACGGGACAAUACUCUUCAUGUACUUCCGACCAAAUUCUAGUUACUCCAUGGACCAAGACAAAUGGGCCUCUAUGUUCUACACGGUUGUGAUCCCCAUGCUCAAUCCUUUGAUCUACAGCCUGAGGAAUAAAGAAGUGAAAGAUGCUCUGCCAAAAUCUCUUGGCUGUAUAUGGAUUUGUAUUGGGGGUAAAAUUGUUUUACAAUAA
Messenger RNA from Thamnophis elegans (Western terrestrial garter snake), 954 nucleotides. RefSeq names its product olfactory receptor 1019-like. Gene Ontology annotation, biological process: sensory perception of smell; G protein-coupled receptor signaling pathway. Gene Ontology annotation, cellular component: membrane. Lineage: Eukaryota; Metazoa; Chordata; Lepidosauria; Squamata; Natricidae. The record is from RefSeq and is a predicted model, not a curated record. Gene Ontology annotation, molecular function: olfactory receptor activity; odorant binding; G protein-coupled receptor activity.